This is a messenger RNA of Pelecanus crispus (Dalmatian pelican), 129 nucleotides long. Lineage: Eukaryota; Metazoa; Chordata; Aves; Pelecaniformes; Pelecanidae. The record is from RefSeq and is a predicted model, not a curated record.
UCUUCAUCCUCCCCAUCUCCACUGUCUUCAUCACACCCAACCUCCCCAUCAUUCCCAUCCCCACCAUCCCCAUCACCCCCACCUCCAUUGUCCCCAUCUUCCCCAUCAUCUCUUCAUCAUCUCCAUUGA